GGUGGUUCCACCCAGCAGUCAUGACUUAUGAGUAGCUUCUCACGUAAAGAGGUGCUUUUGAUGAAAAAAUAAUAGAAUCUUUGAGUCAAUCCCAAUAGAUUUCUCAAGUCAAUGUUUUCUUAAAAAUAACAACAACAAAGAAGAAGAAACACCCUAUUUUUCUUUUUAUCUUAUUUCAGUGGAAACUCUCUGACUCUGUUCUGUCGAGUUGCUUCUCUUUUGUCAAGAACUAAGGUUCUCUUCUAUUUAAAGAAACUAGCACUUUUACCGGUGAUUGAGUGUGAUGGAGCCGGUGGGAUACAGAUUCCAUCCAACUGAAGAAGAAAUCAUAGAUCAUUAUCUGAGUUGCAAAUUGAACGGCCUUGAUUCCCUUGUUGAUGCUUAUAUUGGUGAGAUUGAUCACCUUUAUCAAUGGGAUCCAUGGGAUUUACCUGACUUUGCACUAAUUCAGUCAGAUGUUCGAGUGUGGUAUUUCUUUUGUCGGCAUGACUACAAGUACUCAAACAGUAAACGAGUUAACAGAACAACCAAGAAUGGAAACUGGAAAUUGACCGGCAAGGUUCGUGAUAUCAAGCGUAGAGGCACAAAUGAGGUGAUUGGUACUAAGAAGAAUCUGGUUUUCCUACACAAAUGUCCUGAUUCUAAAAAAACUAGGUGGGUCAUCCAUGAAUUCCAGGCUAAAACUUCCCCUCCUGAUGAGAGGGCUAUUGUUCUUUGCAAGUUAAAGCACAAGGCAGAUGACUCAGCUGCCAAUUCGCCUAAUGAUGAAGGUGCAGAGACUAAUAUCCUAGAGGUAGAUGCAGAGCAACGGCUAUCUCUCUUUAACAGCCACAGGGAGGAUUUCAAUUUUCCUUCGCCACUGCAAUCACUGAUCAAUGCACAGAAUUACCUUUCAGAUGAAGAGGAUUUCAAUUUUCCUUCACCACUGCAGCCACUGAUCAAUGCACAGAAUUACCUUUCAGAUGAAGAGGAUUUCAAUUUUCCUUCACCACUGCAGCCACUGAUCAAUGCACAGAAUUACCUUUCAGAUGAAGAGGAUGCGACAGGGUUUGCAUUUGCGGACUCAUUAAUUGUUGAUCCAGAUGAAUAUGGCACUAAAAAUGCUGCACUCUCUCUCCCAAAUGACCACAGCUCACCAAGGUCAUCAAGGAAAGCUUAUGCUGAGGAUAGCAGUGACAGAACAACUUAUCAUGCGUAUGGAGAGUCUGCAAACUUGUAUGGUGGGCACGGUAAUUUGAAAAUAUCUCGGCAGCUGCAAAUGGCUCACGGUGAUGAUAUUCUCUUGAUGGGGGCAUCUUCCACGGAUUCCACUACUGCAACUCGACAUGAACAUAUCAAAUUAAUGCAAUCAGGUGGUGAAGUAAUUCCAAGGACUCGCCAACCUCCGCCUCCAGUAGCGCCCAGCUUUGUAGAACGCAAGGAAGUUUCUCGUAAAAGUGUUCAAUUGCUGCGCGGAGUUUCAAAGGCUGGAGAAGGUAGAAAGGAAAGUGCUGAUAUUGAUCUGCCUCGGAAGGAAAGUUUAGGCAGAGAAUCUGAAACAAACAGGAAAAUAGUUCCGGUUAUCAAUGCAAAACCACGUGCAAAAUCGAGAUCAAAUGAGUUAGGUGGCAACGAUAGGAAGGGUCGUUUCAUUCACCUUGAAACAACUAUAUCAAGCCCUCUAUGGGUUUAUCUUUUGAACGCAGUCUUAGGUCUGCUUCUAUUCCUAAUCAUGCUUAGAGAAGCGCUGAUUGUUCACUGAGAGAUGCCGCUCUUAAAAGGGUAUACGGUCAAGCAUUUUGUCACAAACAGAAUUGUCUAUCCAGUAUAAUACAUAGUUAGAGUUAGUUCUAGUGCGGUAGCUUUUGUGAUUAUGGUUUGAAAAAAAUUAUUUUAUAAAAAGUAUUUUUAAUUGAA
This is a messenger RNA of Populus nigra (black poplar), 1896 nucleotides long. RefSeq names its product protein NTM1-like 9. The transcript is spliced from 7 exons. NCBI's taxonomy places the organism in Eukaryota, Viridiplantae, Streptophyta, Magnoliopsida, Malpighiales, Salicaceae. Gene Ontology annotation, molecular function: DNA binding. Gene Ontology annotation, biological process: regulation of DNA-templated transcription. The coding region runs from base 284 to 1741 and encodes 485 amino acids. The record is from RefSeq and is a predicted model, not a curated record.